GUCGGUUUCAUUUCGUCGAUCAACAAGAGAGACAACCGCUUGUUUCUUGUUGAUGGCCUGGUUUCGGGAUUAUUGAGACUAUUAUUUUUGAGGCUUGAGCCUGGGGGGCUUACUUCACCACGAUAUCUUCAGGUCUCAGCCUCACAAUGCGCCAACAGGCUGCGGGACAGCGAGCACGGCGGCAAACUGCCCCGUCUAGGGGAGAACUGGAAACCCAGAUCAGGAAUAUCGAGGAGAUUCAAGGGUCGCAGGAGACUACAAAGCCCAUUAGUGAAAUUCAAAAUGAGCUCGAGUUUACACAAUGGUACAAUGAAGUUGAAGACGGUCUGCUAGAAGCCAGCUACGAUGAGUACCAAUCCUGCCUUGAUGAACUCCAAGUCUCCAAAACCCACCUAGAUGCGUUAUUGACCGAUACCUCUUCCACACUCAACCUCCUGACCAGUCUAUCCGAAUCCUUCAAGACGGUGGAAUUGCAAACGUCCAAUUUUCAGAAACAGUGCGAAGGGCUUCUGUCUGCUCAGAAACGCGAUUCGGAGUUAGCGGAGAACAUCCAGGACAAUCUUCAGUACUAUGACUUUCUGGAUCCUGCUUCAAGGAGGCUCAAUGCUCCGGGGGCAGGGAAUACGGUCCGUGGGGGUGAUUUCUCGGAUAUGCUAAGGCGCUUGGAUGAAUGCUUGGACUACAUGGAAACACACCCCGAGCAAAAGGAAGCCGAAGUAUACCGUUCCAGAUACAGGCUACUUAUGACCCGUGCUCUCACUCUCAUCAGAGGUCACUUCGUUUCUGCGCUUCGAGAUAUACAUUCUGCUGUUUCAAAGAAGAUUGCAGACCGACAGCUCAACGAUACUACCAUGUCUGCUCUUCUAUACGCCAAAUUUAGAGUCGGUGCACCUGAAUUGAAGCAAAUUGGUCUCGAAAUUCAAAAGAGAGCUGUUCCCCCUUUGGAUCCUGACCAAGGUACCGAGGCCGAAUAUCAAAGUCUUCUCAAUGAACUUCACACGAAUUUUGCCGCGACUCGUGCAAAACUAAUUGUGCCGCUAGUGCACAAAAAGCUCAAUGACAUUGCGCAGGCUCCCAGUACUUCAACAGACUUGGUCUCUUUUGCCCGCGCCGGUAUCAGUUAUAUUCGUGGUGUCUGUUUGGACGAGUUUGAUCUAUGGGGAGAGUGGUUUCACGGCCACGGGGGCCUGUAUGACUUUUUAGAGAUGAUUUGCGAGCCACUUUACGACCACCUCAGGCCCAGAAUCAUCCACGAGGACAAAAUAAUCAAACUUUGCCAACUUUGCACUCUCUUGCAAACUCGUUAUCUACUGGACCCGGAAGAAGAAAACGAACAGGUUGAUGACACCCAACUCAACUUCUCUGUUCUAAUUCAGCCAGCCCUGGAAGAUGUCCAAACUCGUCUGGUCUUUCGUGCCCAAGCUUUCCUUCGAGAUGAGAUCGAGCGAUACAAACCUCGACCUGAAGAUCUGGACUACCCUGCCAAGAACAAACAGGCUUCAAUAUCAGUCUCAGAUAAUCAGAUCUCAGGUAAAAAGGUUGCCCCUGCCGAUGCGGUGGUAAACCUGUCCAAACCAGCAAAGCAAGGCGAUGAUGAUAGCGAAUCUCCAGCAGAGCAAGAUACAAAGUGGGACUUUGACUCGCAAGCUGCCCUGAGUGGAUGGUACCCGACCUUGCGAAAAGCAAUUUGGUUACUGAGCAGGAUAUAUCGACUUGUAAACUCCACCGUUUUUGACGACUUGGCCCAUCAAAUCGUACACCAAACCAACCUCUCUCUUCACCAGGCAAGCACCCUGGUUUCCAGCAAAUCUUCUUCCACGGAUGGCCAACUCUUCCUAAUGAACCAUUUGCUCAUCCUCAAGCAACAGAUUGUUGCUUUUGAUAUCGAGUACGUGGCUCCAGAAGUAUCAUUCGACUUCUCUGGGGUUACCAGCACGUUCUGGGAACUCAGGGAACGAGGCGGUCUUUUCAACCCCCGCAAUCUUAUGCGACUCGUCGGUCACGGAUUACUGCCAAGGGUAGUAGAAAACAUGUUAGACGCCAAGGUAGAGCUUGACGGACGGUUGAGAACGGUAAUAAACGACUUUAUCGAUGAGUUCUCAACCAAAAUGACAGCGUCCCUACCGUCCAAAUUUGUCGAUAAGCGCAACCUCCAACAAGGGGAAUUGAUCUAUCCCACCUGCCGGAAUAUCGAGAAGGAAGUUCCCGGUCUCCGAAAAUUCCUCAACGACUACCUCGAUGAUGUCCGGAUGAAGGAGACCCUGGUCGGCGCAGUGCAGGAUCGAGUUAUCCAGAUCUACGAAGAUUUCUUCGACAAGUACACGUCCUCUGAGAAGAGCAAAGGAAAUCCCGUGAGCAAAAAGGGCAAGGGGCGCGAGGAUGCCGUGUGGGAUGUGAAUAGUUUUGCAGAGUGGUGUGAGGAUAUAUUCAUGGUUGGCGUUACCGGGACCCGGCCAGGCGAAGAGGAAGAGGAUCUUAUGAGCAACAGUAGAAGUGGAAGUCGAAGUCUGAGCAGAAGUGGUAGCCUGUGAUAGCGGGUCAUGACCGGUUCCAGUCUCCUAUAGUAGAUACCACCAAAGUUAUUGAGCGUUUUUGAUGCAUGUAUGGAUUUCUCACGUCAUUUUUAGAGAUUUGUAUAUAUUGAAGGGACACAUGCUUGUCUAUUCCAUUUUAGGUUACAAAAUACUACAACAUAGUAUCAUUGACAUGAGACAGC
Molecule: messenger RNA, 2716 nt
Organism: Aspergillus wentii DTO 134E9
Lineage: Eukaryota; Fungi; Ascomycota; Eurotiomycetes; Eurotiales; Aspergillaceae
Product: Golgi transport complex subunit COG3
Exons: 4
Coding region: 147-2531 (794 amino acids)
Biological process (GO): intra-Golgi vesicle-mediated transport; autophagy; Golgi organization
Cellular component (GO): COG complex; membrane; cis-Golgi network
Source: RefSeq, a predicted model, not a curated record